This is a messenger RNA of Linum trigynum, 3949 nucleotides long. The record is from the annotation of a GenBank genome assembly. NCBI's taxonomy places the organism in Eukaryota, Viridiplantae, Streptophyta, Magnoliopsida, Malpighiales, Linaceae.
GACACCAAACGAACCAGAAGCUUCAUCGAUCUCCCUCGUUGGUGGCCGCGACAAAAACACCCCCCGUGGCUUAUCCGCCGUCGAUUCCAUCACCCGGCGACUUGUCCGGCGUCGCCGACUUGCGUGGAGCCGCCAAAGUACCCGAUUAUCACAAGUCAGAAGAGAUUCGACUCCCUCAGCCCCGUCCGCUUCAUUUUGCAGUCGUCCCUAUUGGAAUCUCAAAACCAAGUAUAGUUGUUCAGCAAAUUUCUCCACCAAUGCAAAGGAUUCCAGGUAAUUCGAUUAAUCUUAGGAGAAUCAUGUAUGUCGUUUCAGUUCCUGUUUUUGCUCUGAAGAUGGUGCAUCAGGGAUUGGGAGGCUCGUUUUUUUUUUUUUUUUUGUUCAUUUGUCCUCCUGGGAUCGAGGAGUAGCAACGGGGGUAAUUUAUGAGAGGGGUAGCGAAUACUCCUUCCCCAAUUCCCCAUGGCCACCACCGACGGCUGCUUGGUCUUUAGAGGUGUUCAUGGAUUUCCUUCGGUCUGUUUCCCCUGACAUGGACAUCAUCACAGUCUCUGGUAACUGAAAUCAUCUUCUUCUCUGUUUGGUUGUUUGUUUGAUUAUGCUAUAAAGGAAUGGAAGUGGGCUAAAUUCUACUUUAGGAUCUUCUCAACACUGAACUUGGCGUAAUCAUCUAUAUAUAAAAAUGAAAUUAGGUAACUUGUGCUCGGACAAGCCGGUUAGUCUGGUCCUAGCCAAAGUCCUCUUUUUCUGUCCACAAUAUGUACAAGGCCUUAAUCAACAAUCAAUUCCAUGGCGUUCUAGAUUUUCCGGCCGAGUCAGUCCGGAGAAAGUUUAUUCCUUCCAAAGUAUGCGCUUCAUCUGGACUGCUGCGCACAACAAGAUACUUACAUUAGACAACCUCAAGAAACGCGGAUGGCAGCUCGCCAAUAGAUGCAGCCUUUGUCUGGGCUGCGAGGAAACAACAAACCAUAUCUUCGUUGAUUGCAGGUACACUAGAGAAAUUUGGCUGCAACUCAAGAAUUCGAAUAGAUGCAUCUCUCCGCCGGAAGGAAAUUUUUUGACGUGUAUUAGCAGAUGGAAGAAAGACAAACAAGACAACUUAAACGACUGGAUUUGCUACUGCAUCGCGCACGCGAUGUGUUGGCAAAUUUGGUUGGAAAGGAACCAAAUAAUAUUCAGGGCCAACCCCUGUUUAGUGUCCCAAAAAAUCACAAGAUCGGUGUGUUUCCCGGCGAGAAAACUCUUGUUGAAUUGAGAUGGAUUGCACCUUUGACUUCUAUGGACAACGAUUUCUAAGACACGGCUCACACCUCUUCAAACAAAGUUCGAACGAGGGUGUUUGAUUGAUGAUUUUUGGGAACGAGAUCUAAAUUAAAUUACUUCUACUCCUAUGGAGGUUCGGCGAGAGCUCCAAACUACGAACUACAUCUAUGGCUACAUGAUAGAGAAAAGGUAAAGGAUAAACUUGACAUGUGUGUCAGAGUGUUCGUUUUUUGAACCGUCUGUCUCUGUCGACCCCUCUUCUUAUUUAUAGCCCCGAGGAGGUAACCGCCGUAGAAAACCGCUUGUUGGAUAACUGCUACAAAGAACCGCUCCUCCUUCUUCGGUAGAAAACCGCCUCUUGGAUAACUCCCAAAAAGAACUGCUCCCUGCUUCCUCGGAGUGGUGGUUACUCCUUCAACCGCCUAGGUGCCUCUCUUGGAACCGUCGUGGGUUUGGAGUGUAGCUUGCCUCGCCUGGUCUUGUUCUGAAUCUCGUGCCAUGCUAGUCUUUUGACGAGCAUGUAGUAUCUCGCAAAGGGGGUCAUUGUUCUCUUGUCUCAUGGCCAUUGACUUCUUACCCAUGUCCAUGGCCCACUUGGGACUUAGUCAUUAUUGAUAUAGUGCUCCACCACCACGCCCUUCUCAUUCGUGUCCAUGGCCACUCUUGUGAAGUGGCAUGGACUUCUCAAUCAUGCACAAGGCCCCUCUCAUGAGGCGGCAUGGCAUUUCCAUACUUAGUAUUUUCAAUAAUUUAUAACGCUUCUUGCUUCGCGUCCAUGGCCAUCACAUGACACGGCCAUGGACCUCUUAAUCAUGCACAUGACCCUUCUCGUGAGGCGGCAUGACCUUCUCAGACUUAGUAUAUUUUGGAUCAUGAGGCGACAUGGCCUCCUCAUUCGCGGCCAUGGACUUCUCAGUCAUGUCUGUGGCCCUUCUCGUGACUUCUCAGUCAUGUCUGUGGCCCUUCUCGUGACACAGCAUGGCCCUCUCAUACUUAGUAUCUUUUCUUGCGUCCAUGCCCUUCUCGUGAAGUGGCAUGGACGUCUCAUCUUGUAUCCAUGCCCCUUCUCAUGAAGCGGCACGUGCUUCUCCUUGAAGUGGCAUGUACCUCUUCCAGACUUAGUUUAUUUUUCAGUCAUUAGGCAUUGGUCAUGGGGCGGCAUGGCCUCUUCGUGAAUUGGCAUGCUCUUCUCGAGACUUAGAAUAUUUUUGACCGUAUCGAGGUCUUCCUUGAGAUGGCAUGUGCUUCUAAAUUCUAGAAGGACAUGUUUUUGUGUCGUUUGGUCUUGGUUAUGAGGCGGCAUGGCCUCUAUAUUCAUGGCCAUGGACUUCUCAUACUUAGAAAUUUUCAUGCCAUCUCGUGGCAUGGCAUGGCCUCUUACGAGAGGCCCAUGUCCCUUAUUGAAUCAUGUCCAUGCUCAUUAAUGAGCUAGUGACUUGGGUUUAAAAUCAAUAUCCAUAAGGCCCAAUUUAAACAACAUUAAUUGUUAUAAUGAGUGUGGCCUUAUAAACUCCUUGAUUAUCUUGUAACUCACCAAUGUGGUACAAGACAAAUUUUAUGGUGUAAACACGGUGGCAGAGUGGCUUGGGGCACACAGGCUAAUCAAUAAGUUUGCAGCCGUGCGGGAAGUAUGGCAGGUUCCCAGGAGCAAUUGUUUGUCAUGGUUCUUAAGCAUGCUGCUGCUGGAUGGCUUCCAACUGCGGUCGUGACGCGCUGAAGUUGAGGCGGCCCUGCGCUGGCGUUGAGGCUGCCACGCUGCUGUGUUUUUAUUUUUCCUCUUUUCCUUGUUGUUGUCAGCCAUGUUGUUUGAGUCAGCGUUUGUGACCCUCAUCAGAAGUGGCUCGAUCCACUUAGAUGGAGUGAUUGUUCCUUUUGGCCUGAUGUUCCUCUUUUACAUUUUAUUCUUUGAUUUUUCUUGACUGUUGUUUCGUUCAGCUGGGCUGGGCCUCUGCCGCUGCUCCUGCCGGAUCCGUUUUUUUUAUCCCUUUUUCUUUGGUUUAAAAAAAACUUGUGCUCGGACAAGAAGCCUGCAAGCUGCACCAGUAAACUGGAUAGAAUGGAGAGGGAGGUCAGUCGAGUGUAGGCUGUGAUCAACGGAUACGUGGUCAAUAAGGUACUGAAAAGUAGCGUAAAGUCACUGCUUGAGCUACACAAACACAAGAAUCUGGCAGGUGCAUCAGUGGCGGGGGCAGUUGGUGGUUUUAAUCGAGGUAUGAAUAUAGACUCAAUAAAUUGUAUGCAUUGCAUGGAGUUUUAAUUAAUGCCUUCAAGUUGAUUAUUGUGAUAGUUUAAUUUAUGGGGAGGAAGGCAGGCUGAAGUUGUCGAGCAAGGAAGCACUAACAACUCACUUCACUAUCCUAAUCAAGAUCAUUAUUUCAGCACAUAUAUUUGUUAAUUAAAUCUUUCAUUUCCUGGCACCGUGUUGCAGCUGAACAAACUAAUGACAGCUUCAUUUUUCAUUUUAUUAUUUGGUAGUCCUGUUGGAAGUUGUACUUACUCUUCUUUAACUAUUUUGACAGAUACUCUUCUUCAAUUUCAUUAUAAGCACUUUUGGUUGAUUUAAGGAAGAAGUGUUUAUUCACAUUAUGGGCUGAACUUUUGAUUCACAUUCUGGGCGGUUCAGGGUUUCUUAGCUGUAGAAUUACCGUUCAAACAACCAUGUCGAGAAUGAAGUGAUUGGAAAAGA